CGGGGGCCCGGCCACUCGGAGCAGCUCCGCCGCGGGGACUGCACCGCCCGCCCUGCCGGACCCGCCCCGACCGGGGCUCGCCGCCUGCAGCUGCCGCAGUACCGCGACCUCGGGCCCCGCGCCGGCUAUGGCUGUACCCUGGGGCUGAGCGCACAGGCUGUGUGACCGAGAUUCCUGAGACAGACAGACAGACACUGAGGAGAGGAGAGGAAGGCGGGGCGGGCUCCUGGCAAGGCGUCUGCUCCUGAACCAAGACCUGCCAAGAUGGAGAAGGAGGAGGAGACAACCCGGGAGCUGCUGCUGCCCAACUGGCAGGGCAGCGGCUCCCACGGGCUGACCAUCGCCCAGAGGGAUGACGGCGUCUAUGUGCAGGAGGUGAUGCAGAACUCCCCUGCGGCCCGCACUGGGGUGGUCAAGGAGGGGGACCAGAUUGUGGGUGCCACCAUCUACUUUGACAACCUGCAGUCAGGCGAGGUGACCCAGCUGCUGAACACCAUGGGGCACCACACGGUGGGCCUGAAGCUGCACCGCAAGGGGGACCGGUCCCCCGAGCCCGGCCAGACCUGGACCCACGAAGUCUUCAGCUCCCACAGCUCUGAAGUGGUUCUGAGCGGGGACGAUGAGGAGUAUCAGCGCAUCUACACCACGAAGAUCAAGCCUCGGCUGAAGUCGGAGGAUGGAGUGGAAGGGGGUCCCGGAGAGACCCAGAGCCGCACCAUCACCGUGACUCGAAGGGUCACAGCCUACACCGUGGAUGUGACCAGCCGAGAAGGAGCCAAGGACAUCGACCUCAGCAGCCCUGAGUUCAAGAUCAAGAUUCCACGGCACGAACUGACCGAAGUCUCCACGGUGGAUGUGGAGACCCAGCCUGGGAAGACAGUGAUCAGAUUGCCCUCGGGCUCGGGGGUGGUGUCUCCCACUGUGGACAUCCGAGCAGGGUCCAUUUCCGCUUCGGGACCAGAGCUCCAAGGUGCCGGCCACUCCAAGGUCCAGGUCACUGUGCCUGGGAUCAAGGUGGGAAGCCCGGAUGUCACUAUCAGUGCAAAGGGCUUGGACUUGAGUAGCAAAGGGGGCGUCCAGGUCCAAGGAGUGGACGUUUCGUCUUCUCUAGGGCAUGGGGCAGUAGAGGGGCAGGGCCCAUCUCUCGAGAGUGGCAGCAAUGGGAAAAUUAAAUUUCCCACCAUGAAGGUGCCAAAAUUUGGUGUCUUAACAGGGCCCGAGGGCCAGGCCCCAGAGGCUGGGUUGACUGUUUCUGCCCCUGACUUCUCUGUGGGACACAAGGGUGGCCGGCCAGGCUUGACCAUUGGUGGGAACAUCCAGGCCCCCCAGCUAGAAGUCAGUGCUCCCGCUGCCAAUAUUGAGGGGCUCGAGGGGAAGCUGAAGGGCCCCCAAAUCACUGGGCCAUCCCUUGAGGGGGACCUAGGCCUGAAAGGUGCCAAGCCACAGGGAAGUUUGGGGGUGGACAUCUCUGUGCCCAAAAUUGAGGGUAGCAUCACUGGCCCCAAGGUGGAAGUCCAAGCCCCUGACAUUGAUGUUCAUGGGCCUGGGGGCAAACUGAACGUGCCCAAGAUGAAGACCCCCAAAUUCUCCGUAUCAGGUUCUAAGGGAGAGGGAGCUGGCAUUGAUGUGACACUGCCCGCAGGUGAAGUGACUCUUCCUGGGGUCUCUGGGGACAUCAGCCUGCCUGAGGUUGCUCUUGAGGGGCUAGAAGGGAAGAUGAAGGGUCCUAAAGUCAAGCCUCCUGAAAUGAUUAUUCAGAAACCUAAAAUCUCAAUGCAGGAUGUGGAUCUGAGCCUUGGGUCCCCUAAACUGAAAGGAGACAUUAAGGUUUCUGCUCCUGGGGUGCAAGGUGACCUUAAAGGCCCUCAAGUGGCAGUUAAGGGCACCAAACUGGACAUAGAGACACCCAGCCUAGAGGGGACUGUGACAGGCCCCAAGCUUAGUGGGCCUUCUGGUAAAGCAGGAACCUGCAGGAUCGCUAUGGCAGAUGUGGACCUAAACGCUGCUACGCCAAAAGUGAAAGGGGGUGUAGAGGUCGUCCUUCCAAAAGCGGAGGGGAAAGUCACUGUCCCCGACAUUGACGUCAGAGGCCCCAAAGUGGAUGUCAGUGCCCCGGAUGUGGAUGUUCAUGGCCCCGAUUGGAACUUGAAAAUGCCCAAGAUGAAAAUGCCCAAGUUCAGCACUCCAGGAGUCAAAGGGGAAGGGCCAGAUGUAGACGUGAAGCUCCCCAAAGGAGAUGUCGGUAUUUCAGGGCCCAAGGUCAGCGUGGAAGCCCCAGAUGUCAACAUCGGGGGCGUGGCGGGCAACCUUAAAGGGCCUGAUGUUAAGCUACCUGAGGUGAGUGUCAAGACACCAAAGAUUUCCAUGCCUGAUGUGGAUUUGCAUGUGAAAGGCCCAAAGGUAAAAGGAGAGUAUGAUGUAACAGCACCAACACUUGAAGGAGAGCUGAAAGGCCCCAAAGUGGACAUUGAUGUCCCGGAUGUGGACGUUCAUGGCCCAGACUGGCACCUGAAGAUGCCCAAGAUGAAAAUGCCCAAGUUCAGUGUGCCCGGGUUCAAAGUGGAGGGCCCUGAAGUGGAUGUAAAUCUGCCCAAGCCUGAUGUGGACAUUUCUGGCCCCAAGGUAGCUGUUGGUGCUCCAGAUGUGAGCCUUGAGGGACCAGAAGGGAAAUUGAAAGGACCCAAAUUUAAGAUGCCUGAGAUGAAUAUCAAAGCUCCAAAGAUCGCCAUGCCAGAUGUGGACCUACAUUUGAAGGGCCCUAGUGUCAAAGGGGAGUAUGAUGUUACAGCGCCAAAGGUUGGAAGUGAGAUUAAAGUUCCUGAUGUCGAACUCAAAAGUGCCAAAGUGGACAUUGAUGCUCCAGAUGUGGGUGUGCAUGGCCCAGACUGGCACCUGAAGAUGCCCACAGUGAAAAUGCCUAAGUUCAGCAUGCCUGGCUUCAAAGGCGAGGGCCCAGAAGUGGAUGUGAACCUGCCCAAGGCUGACAUUGACCUCACUGGACCCAAGGUGGAUGUUGAAGUUCCAGAUGUGAAUAUUGAAGGACCUGAAGGGAAGCUGAAGGGUCCCAAGUUUAAGAUGCCCGAAAUGAAUAUCAAGGCCCCAAAGAUCUCCAUGCCUGAUGUGGACUUACAUAUGAAAGGUCCCAAGGCAAAGGGAGAGUAUGAUGUUACAGUGCCAAAGCUGGAAGGGGACCUGAAGGGGCCAAAAGUAGACAUCAGUGCCCCAGAUGUUGAAGUUCAUGGUCCUGAAUGGAACCUAAAGAUGCCAAAGAUGAAAAUGCCCAAAUUCACCAUGCCCAGCCUUAAAGGAGAGGGCCCAGAAUUGGAUGUCAAUCUGCCCAAGACUGAUGUCGACCUUUCUGCCCCUAAGGUAGAUAUUAGUGCUCCAGAUCUGAGCCUUGAAGGACCAGAAGGGAAGUUGAAAGGCCCCAAGUUUAAGAUGCCUGAGAUGCACUUCAGAGCUCCUAAGAUGACCCUGCCAGAUGUUGACAUGGAUCUUAAAGGACCCAAAGUGAAAGGGAGUCUAGAUGUGUCUGCACCAAAAAUAGAAGGUGAGAUGAAAGCUCCAGAUGUGGACAUCAAAGGCCCCAAAGUAGACGUUAAAACACCAGAUGUGGAAGUUCAAGGUGCAGACUGGAGCCUGAAAAUGCCAAAGAUGAAAAUGCCUAAAUUCAGCAUGCCGAGCAUCAAAGGUGAGGGGCCAGAAGUGGAUGUGAAACUGCCCAAGGCUGACAUUGACGUCUCAGGACCCAAGGUGGACAUUGAAGCUCCAGAUGUGAGCCUUGAGGGUCCAGAAGGAAAGCUGAAGGGCCCCAAGUUUAAGAUGCCUGAGAUGCACUUCAAGGCCCCCAAGAUCUCCAUGCCUGAUGUGGACUUAAACUUGAAAGGCCCCAAAGUCAAAGGGGAUGUGGAUGUGUCUGUGCCCAAGAUAGAAGGGGAAAUGAAAGUGCCAGAUGUGGACAUCAAAGGCCCCAAAGUGGACGUUGCUGUCCCGGAUGUGGACGUUCAUGGCCCAGACUGGCACCUGAAGAUGCCCAAGAUGAAAAUGCCCAAGUUCAGCAUGCCUGGCUUCAAAGGCGAGGGCCCAGAAGUGGAUGUGAACUUGCCUAAAGCUGACAUUGACGUCUCAGGACCCAAGGUGGACAUUGAAGCUCCGGAUGUGAGCCUUGAGGGUCCAGAAGGGAAGCUGAAGGGCCCCAAGUUUAAGAUGCCCGAGAUGCACUUCAAGGCCCCCAAGAUCUCCAUGCCUGAUGUGGACUUAAACUUGAAAGGCCCCAAAGUCAAAGGGGAUGUGGAUGUGUCUGUGCCCAAGAUAGAAGGGGAAAUGAAAGUGCCAGAUGUGGACAUCAAAGGCCCCAAAGUGGACGUUGCUGUCCCGGAUGUGGACGUUCAUGGCCCAGACUGGCACCUGAAGAUGCCUAAGAUGAAAAUGCCCAAGUUCAGCAUGCCUGGCUUCAAAGGCGAGGGCCCAGAAGUGGAUGUGAACUUGCCUAAAGCUGACAUUGACGUCUCAGGACCCAAGGUGGACAUUGAAGCUCCGGAUGUGAGCCUUGAGGGUCCAGAAGGGAAGCUGAAGGGCCCCAAGUUUAAGAUGCCUGAGAUGCACUUCAAGACUCCCAAGGUCUCCAUGCCUGACAUUGAUUUAAACCUCAAGGGCCCCAAGGUGAAAGGUGAUGUGGAUGUUUCUCUGCCCAAAGUUGAAGGAGACCUGAAAGGGCCAGAGGUUGAUAUUAAAGGCCCCAAAGUGGACACUGAUGCUCCUGAUGUGGACGUUCAUGGCCCAGACUGGCACCUGAAGAUGCCCAAGAUAAAAAUGCCCAAGUUCAGCAUGCCUGGCUUCAAAGGAGAAGGCCCAGAAGUGGAUGUGAACCUGCCCAAGGCCGACAUUGAUGUCUCAGGACCCAAGGUGGACAUAGAUGUUCCCGAUGUGAACAUUGAAGGUCCAGAUGCAAAACUAAAAGGUCCCAAAUUUAAAUUGCCAGAAAUGAAUAUAAAGCCUCAGAAGAUAUCCAUGCCAGAUGUUGGUUUGCAUUUGAAAAGCCCUAAAGUGAAAGGUGAUUAUGAUGUUACAGUUCCAAAAGUAGAAGGAGAGAUAAAGGCUCCUGAUGUUGACAUCAAAGGCCCAAAAGUAGACAUUAAUGCACCAGAUGUGGGGGUUCAUGGUCCAGAUUGGCACCUGAAGAUGCCGAAAGUGAAAAUGCCUAAGUUCAGCAUGCCUGGUUUCAAAGGAGAGGGCCCAGAAGUAGAUGUGAACAUGCCCAAGGCUGACAUUGGUGUUUCAGGACCCAAGGUGGACAUUGAUGUUCCGGAUGUGAAUAUUGAAGGUCCAGAGGGGAAACUAAAGGGUCCGAAAUUCAAAAUGCCAAGCAUGAAUAUACAGACACACAAAAUCUCUAUGCCUGAUGUUGGACUUAAUCUGAAAGCCCCUAAACUGAAAACUGAUGUAGAUGUUUCUCUUCCCAAAGUGGAAGGAGACUUGAAAGGUCCUGGAAUUGACGUAAAAGCCCCUAAAGUGGAUGUGGAUGUUGGUGAUAUUGAUAUUGAAUGUCCAGAAGGGAAGCUGAAGGGCCCCAAGUUUAAGAUGCCUGAGAUGCACUUCAAGACUCCCAAGAUCUCCAUGCCUGAUGUGGACUUAAACUUGAAAGGCCCCAAAGUCAAAGGGGAUGUGGAUGUGUCUGUGCCCAAGAUAGAAGGGGAAAUGAAAGUGCCAGAUGUGGACAUCAAAGGCCCCAAAGUGGACGUUGCUGUCCCGGAUGUGGACGUUCACGGCCCAGACUGGCACCUGAAGAUGCCCAAGAUGAAAAUGCCCAAGUUCAGCAUGCCUGGCUUCAAAGGCGAGGGCCCAGAAGUGGAUGUGAACUUGCCUAAAGCUGACAUUGACGUCUCAGGACCCAAGGUGGACAUUGAAGCUCCGGAUGUGAGCCUUGAGGGUCCAGAAGGGAAGCUGAAGGGCCCCAAGUUUAAGAUGCCCGAGAUGCACUUCAAGGCCCCCAAGAUCUCCAUGCCUGAUGUGGACUUAAACUUGAAAGGCCCCAAAGUCAAAGGGGAUGUGGAUGUGUCUGUGCCCAAGAUAGAAGGGGAAAUGAAAGUGCCAGAUGUGGACAUCAAAGGCCCCAAAGUGGACGUUGCUGUCCCGGAUGUGGACGUUCACGGCCCAGACUGGCACCUGAAGAUGCCUAAGAUGAAAAUGCCCAAGUUCAGCAUGCCUGGCUUCAAAGGCGAGGGCCCAGAAGUGGAUGUGAACUUGCCUAAAGCUGACAUUGACGUCUCAGGACCCAAGGUGGACAUUGAAGCUCCGGAUGUGAGCCUUGAGGGUCCAGAAGGGAAGCUGAAGGGCCCCAAGUUUAAGAUGCCUGAGAUGCACUUCAAGGCCCCCAAGAUCUCCAUGCCUGAUGUGGACUUAAACUUGAAAGGCCCCAAAGUCAAAGGGGAUGUGGAUGUGUCUGUGCCCAAGAUAGAAGGGGAAAUGAAAGUGCCAGAUGUGGACAUCAAAGGCCCCAAAGUGGACGUUGCUGUCCCGGAUGUGGACGUUCACGGCCCAGACUGGCACCUGAAGAUGCCUAAGAUGAAAAUGCCCAAGUUCAGCAUGCCUGGCUUCAAAGGCGAGGGCCCAGAAGUGGAUGUGAACUUGCCUAAAGCUGACAUUGACGUCUCAGGACCCAAGGUGGACAUUGAAGCUCCGGAUGUGAGCCUUGAGGGUCCAGAAGGGAAGCUGAAGGGCCCCAAGUUUAAGAUGCCCGAGAUGCACUUCAAGGCCCCCAAGAUCUCCGUGCCUGAUGUGGACUUAAACUUGAAAGGCCCCAAAGUCAAAGGGGAUGUGGAUGUGUCUGUGCCCAAGAUAGAAGGGGAAAUGAAAGUGCCAGAUGUGGACAUCAAAGGCCCCAAAGUGGACGUUGAUGUCCCGGAUGUGGACGUUCACGGCCCAGACUGGCACCUGAAGAUGCCCAAGGUGAAAAUGCCCAAGUUCAGCAUGCCUGGCUUCAAAGGCGAGGGCCCAGAAGUGGAUGUGAACUUGCCUAAAGCUGACAUUGACAUCUCAGGACCCAAGGUGGACAUUGAAGCUCCGGAUGUGAGCCUUGAGGGUCCAGAAGGGAAGCUGAAGGGCCCCAAGUUUAAGAUGCCCGAGAUGCACUUCAAGGCCCCCAAGAUCUCCAUGCCUGAUGUGGACUUAAACUUGAAAGGCCCCAAAGUCAAAGGGGAUGUGGAUGUGUCUGUGCCCAAGAUAGAAGGGGAAAUGAAAGUGCCAGAUGUGGAUAUCAAAGGCCCCAAAGUGGACGUUGCUGUCCCGGAUGUGGACGUUCACGGCCCAGACUGGCACCUGAAGAUGCCCAAGAUGAAAAUGCCCAAGUUCAGCAUGCCUGGCUUCAAAGGCGAGGGCCCAGAAGUGGAUGUGAACCUACCAAAGGCUGACAUUAAUGUUUCUGGCCCCAAAGUGGACAUUGAUACUCCUGAUUUGGAAAUUGAGGGACCAGAAGGAAAAUUAAAAGGCUCUAAAUUUAAGAUGCCUAGGUUGAAUAUCAAAGCUCCCAAGAUCUCCAUGCCAGAUGUGGACUUGAAUUUGAAGGGACCCAAGGUGAAAGGAGAGGUGGAUGCUUCUGUGCCAGAACUAGAAGGUGAUCUCAGAGGUCCCAGUGUGGAUGUGGAGGUGCCUGAUGUUGAUCUGGAAUGUCCUGAUGCAAAGUUGAAAGGGCCCAAGUUUAAGAUGCCUGAGAUGCACUUCAAGGCCCCCAAGAUCUCCAUGCCUGAUGUGGACUUUAAUUUGAAAGGCCCCAGAGUAAAAGGGGAUGUGGAUGUGUCUGUGCCAAAAUUGGAGGGAGAUUUGAAAGGUCCCAGUGUGGAUGUGGAGGUGCCCGAUGUUGAUCUGGAAUGUCCUGAAGCAAAGUUGAAAGGGCCCAAGUUUAAGAUGCCUGAGAUGCACUUCAAGGCCCCCAAGAUCUCCAUGCCUGAUGUGGACUUAAACUUGAAAGGCCCCAAAGUCAAAGGGGAUGUGGAUGUGUCUGUGCCCAAGAUAGAAGGGGAAAUGAAAGUGCCAGAUGUGGACAUCAAAGGCCCCAAAGUGGACGUUGAUGUCCCGGAUGUGGACGUUCACGGCCCAGACUGGCACCUGAAGAUGCCCAAGGUGAAAAUGCCCAAGUUCAGCAUGCCUGGCUUCAAAGGCGAGGGCCCAGAAGUGGAUGUGAACUUGCCUAAAGCUGACAUUGACAUCUCAGGACCCAAGGUGGACAUUGAAGCUCCGGAUGUGAGCCUUGAGGGUCCAGAAGGGAAGCUGAAGGGCCCCAAGUUUAAGAUGCCCGAGAUGCACUUCAAGGCCCCCAAGAUCUCCAUGCCUGAUGUUGAUUUCAACCUAAAGGGGCCUAAAACCAAAGGGGACUUUGAUGUUUCUGCCCCAAAGCUAGAAGGAGAGUUAAAGGGUCCAAGCUUGGAUGCCAAAGGCCCCAAAUUGGAUGUUGAAAUGCCAGAUGUAGCUGUGGAAGGCCCUGAUGGCAAAUGGAAAAGUCCCAAAUUUAAGAUGCCAGACAUGCACUUUAAAACUCCCAAAAUCUCCAUGCCGGACAUUGAUCUCCACUUAAAAAGCCCCAAGAUAAAGGGAGAGGUGGAUGUAGAUGUUCCUAAAUUGGAAGGUGACCUCAGAGGUGACAUCAGUGGGCCAGAUGUUGACAUUGAAGGACCAGAAGGCAAAUUGAAAGGCCCCAAGUUCAAGAUGCCUGACAUGCAUUUCAAGGCUCCAAGUAUUUCUAUGCCUGAUGUGGACCUAAAUCUGAAAGGACCAAAAAUCAAGGGGGAUGUAGAUGUGUCUGUGCCUGAGGUAGAAGGUAAAAUUAAAGUACCAGAUGUGAAUAUCAAGGGCCCCAAAGUAGACAUAAAUGCUCCUGAUGUUCAAGGCCCAGACUGGCACGUGAAGAUGCCCAAGAUGAAAAUGCCCAAGUUCAGCAUGCCUGGCUUCAAAGCAGAGGGCCCAGAAGUGGAUGUGAAUCUUCCCAAGGCUGAUAUUGAUAUCUCAGGACCCAAAGCAGACAUCGAAGUCCCAGAAAUGAGCAUUGAGGGUCCAGAGGGAAAAAUCAAGGGGCCUAAAUUUAAGAUGCCAGAGAUGAACAUCAAAGCCCCCAAGAUCUCCAUGCCAGACUUUGAUUUACACCUGAAAAGCCCUAAGGUGAAAGGAGAUGCGGAUGUUUCUCUGCCUAAAGUAGAAGGUGACCUCAAGGGCCCUGAAGUUGACAUCAAAGGGCCCAAAGUGGACAUUGAUGCUCCAGAUGUGGAUGUUCAAGGCCCAGACUGGCACCUGAAGAUGCCCAAGAUAAAAAUGCCCAAGUUCAGCAUGCCUGGCUUCAAAGGAGAAGGCCCAGGUGUGGAUGUAAACCUGCCGAAGGCUGACAUCGAUGUGUCAGGGGCCAAGGUGGACAUUGAAGGUCCUGAUGUGAAUAUUGAAGGACCAGAGGGAAAGGUGAAAGGUCCUAAGUUCAAGAUGCCUGAAAUGCAUUUUAAGACUCCAAAGAUAUCCAUGCCAGAUAUUGAUCUUAAUCUAACAGGUCCAAAGAUAAAAGGAGAUGUGGAUGUCACAGGCCCCAAGGUAGAGGGAGACCUCAAAGGACCUGAAGUUGACCUCAAGGGCCCCAAAGUGGACAUUGAUGUCCCAGAUGUGGACGUUCAUGGCCCAGACUGGCACCUGAAGAUGCCCAAGGUGAAAAUGCCCAAGUUCAGCAUGCCUGGCUUCAAAGGAGAAGGCCCAGAAGUGGAUGUGAACCUGCCCAAGGCCGACAUUGAUGUCUCAGGACCCAAGGUGGACAUUGAAGGUCCUGAUGUUAACAUUGAAGGACCAGAGGGAAAGUUGAAAGGUCCUAAGUUCAAGAUGCCAGAGAUGAAUAUCAAAGCCCCCAAGAUCUCCAUGCCUGACCUUGAUUUACACCUGAAAGGACCUAAGGUGAAAGGAGAUGUGGAUGUUUCUCUGCCUAAGGUGGAAGGUGACCUCAAGGGCCCUGAAGUUGACCUCAAGGGCCCCAAGGUGGACAUUGAUGUCCCAGAUGUGGACGUUCAUGGCCCAGACUGGCACCUGAAGAUGCCCAAGGUGAAAAUGCCCAAGUUCAGCAUGCCUGGCUUCAAAGGGGAGGGCCCAGAAGUGGAUGUGAACCUGCCCAAGGCCGACAUUGACGUCUCAGGACCCAAGGUGGACAUUGAUGUUCCCGAUGUGAAUAUUGAAGGUCCAGAUGCAAAACUGAAGGGCCCCAAGUUCAAGAUGCCAGAGAUGAACAUCAAAGCCCCUAAGAUCUCCAUGCCUGACCUUGACCUGAACCUGAAAGGACCCAAAGUGAAGGGUGAUGUGGAUGUUUCUCUGCCUAAAGUGGAAGGUGACCUCAAGGGCCCUGAAGUAGACCUCAAGGGCCCCAAAGUGGACAUUGAUGUCCCAGAUGUGGACGUUCAUGGCCCAGACUGGCACCUGAAGAUGCCCAAGGUGAAAAUGCCCAAGUUCAGCAUGCCUGGCUUCAAAGGGGAGGGCCCAGAAGUGGAUGUGAACCUGCCCAAGGCCGACAUUGACGUCUCAGGACCCAAGGUGGACAUUGAUGUUCCCGAUGUGAAUAUUGAAGGUCCAGAUGCAAAACUGAAGGGCCCCAAGUUCAAGAUGCCAGAGAUGAACAUCAAAGCUCCUAAGAUAUCAAUGCCAGACUUGGACCUUAAUCUAAAAGGCCCUAAAAUGAAAGGAGAGGGGGACGUUUCACUUCCAAAUGUAGAAGGUGAUUUGAAAGGGCCUACUCUUGACAUCAAGGGGCCAAAGAUAGAUGUUGACGUACCAGAUGUUGACAUCCAUGGCCCGGAAGGUAAACUAAAAGGUCCAAAGCUCAAGAUGCCUGACAUGCAUGUGAACGUGCCCAAGAUCUCCAUGCCAGAAAUUGACCUGAAUUUGAAAGGCUCAAAACCUAAGGGAGAUAUUGAUGUUUCUGGGCCCAAACUGGAAGGUGACAUUAAAGCUCCCAAGUUGGAUGUCAAGGGCCCAGAAGUGGACAUUUCUGGUCCUAAACUCAAUGUUGAAGGCAAGUCAAAGAAAUCUCGGUUUAAGCUUCCCAAAUUUAAUUUUUCAGGCUCCAAAGUUCAGACACCUGAGGUAGAUGUCAAAGUCAAAAAGCCAGAUAUUGAUGUAACAGCUCCAAAAGUUGAUAUUAAUGCUCCCGACGUUGAGGUCCAGGGAAAAGUGAAAGGACCCAAAUUCAAAAUGCCUUUCCUGAGUAUUUCAUCUCCUAAAGUGUCUAUGCCUGAUGUAGAGUUAAAUCUUAAAGGUCCUAAAGUCAAAGGAGACUUAGAUGUCACAGGUCCUAAUUUAGAAGGUGACUUUAAAGCACCCAAAGUAGAUAUUAAGGCACCAGAAGUUCAUCUUGAUGCACCUGAUGUGGAUGUUCAUGGCCCAGACUGGCAUCUAAAGAUGCCGAAGAUGAAAAUGCCCAAAUUCAGCGUGCCUGGCUUAAAAGCAGAAGGACCAGAAAUGGCUGUGGAUCUGCCUAAAGGAGAUGUCAACAUAGAGGGUCCCAGAUUGGACAUUGAAGGCCCAGAAGUCCAUGUGGAAGGCCCAGAGGGAAGCAUAAAAGGUCCCAAACUCAAGAUGCCUGAUAUGAAUAUUAAAGCUCCCAAGAUCUCCAUGCCUGACAUUGACUUAAACCUCAAGGGCCCCAAGGUGAAAGGUGAUGUGGAUGUUUCUCUGCCUAAGGUGGAAGGGGAUCUGAAAGGACCAGAAAUUGAUAUCAAAGGCCCCAAAGUGGACAUUGAUGCUCCUGAUGUGGACGUUCAUGGCCCAGACUGGCACCUGAAGAUGCCCAAGGUGAAAAUGCCCAAGUUCAGCAUGCCUGGCUUCAAAGGCGAGGGCCCAGAAGUGGAUGUGAACCUGCCCAAGGCCGACAUUGAUGUCUCAGGACCCAAGGUGGACAUUGAUGUUCCUGAUGUGAAUAUUGAAGGUCCAGAUGCAAAACUGAAGGGCCCCAAGUUCAAGAUGCCAGAGAUGAACAUCAAAGCCCCCAAGAUCUCCAUGCCUGACAUUGAUCUGAAGGGCCCCAAAGUGAAGGGUGAUGUGGAUGUGUCUUUGCCAAAAUUGGAGGGCGACCUCAAGGGCCCGGAGCUGGAUAUCAAAGGUCCCAAGGUGGACAUUGAAACUCCUGACAUUGACAUUCAUGGUCCAGAAGGGAAGCUGAAGGGCCCCAAGUUUAAAAUGCCUGACCUGCACCUCAAGGCACCCAAGAUCUCCAUGCCUGAGGUUGACCUGAAUCUGAAGGGUCCCAAGGUAAAGGGCGACAUGGACGUUUCUCUGCCUAAGGUGGAAGGUGACCUCAAGGGCCCUGAAGUUGACCUCAAGGGCCCCAAGGUGGACAUUGAUGUCCCAGAUGUGGACGUUCAUGGCCCAGACUGGCACCUGAAGAUGCCCAAGGUGAAAAUGCCCAAGUUCAGCAUGCCUGGCUUCAAAGGGGAGGGCCCAGAAGUGGAUGUGAACCUGCCCAAGGCCGACAUUGACGUCUCAGGACCCAAGGUGGACAUUGAUGUUCCCGAUGUGAAUAUUGAAGGUCCAGAUGCAAAACUGAAGGGCCCCAAGUUCAAGAUGCCAGAGAUGAACAUCAAAGCCCCCAAGAUCUCCAUGCCUGACCUUGACCUGAACCUGAAAGGACCCAAAGUGAAGGGUGAUGUGGAUGUUUCUCUGCCUAAAGUGGAAGGUGACCUCAAGGGCCCUGAAGUAGACCUCAAGGGCCCCAAAGUGGACAUUGAUGUCCCAGAUGUGGACGUUCAUGGCCCAGACUGGCACCUGAAGAUGCCCAAGGUGAAAAUGCCCAAGUUCAGCAUGCCUGGCUUCAAAGGGGAGGGCCCAGAAGUGGAUGUGAACCUGCCCAAGGCCGACAUUGACGUCUCAGGACCCAAGGUGGACAUAGAUGCUCCUGACAUUGACAUUCAUGGUCCAGAAGGGAAGCUGAAGGGCCCCAAGUUUAAAAUGCCUGACCUGCACCUCAAGGCACCCAAGAUCUCCAUGCCUGAGGUUGACCUGAAUCUGAAGGGUCCCAAGGUAAAGGGCGACAUGGACGUUUCUCUGCCUAAGGUGGAAGGUGACCUCAAGGGCCCUGAAGUUGACCUCAAGGGCCCCAAGGUGGACAUUGAUGUCCCAGAUGUGGACGUUCAUGGCCCAGACUGGCACCUGAAGAUGCCCAAGGUGAAAAUGCCCAAGUUCAGCAUGCCUGGCUUCAAAGGGGAGGGCCCAGAAGUGGAUGUGAACCUGCCCAAGGCCGACAUUGACGUCUCAGGACCCAAGGUGGACAUAGACGCUCCUGACAUUGACAUUCAUGGUCCAGAAGGGAAGCUGAAGGGCCCCAAGUUUAAAAUGCCUGACCUGCACCUCAAGGCACCCAAGAUCUCCAUGCCUGAGGUUGACCUGAAUCUGAAGGGUCCCAAGGUAAAGGGCGACAUGGACGUUUCUCUGCCUAAGGUGGAAGGUGACCUCAAGGGCCCUGAAGUUGACCUCAAGGGCCCCAAGGUGGACAUUGAUGUCCCAGAUGUGGACGUUCAUGGCCCAGACUGGCACCUGAAGAUGCCCAAGGUGAAAAUGCCCAAGUUCAGCAUGCCUGGCUUCAAAGGGGAGGGCCCAGAAGUGGAUGUGAACCUGCCCAAGGCCGACAUUGACGUCUCAGGACCCAAGGUGGACAUUGAUGUUCCCGAUGUGAAUAUUGAAGGUCCAGAUGCAAAACUGAAGGGCCCCAAGUUCAAGAUGCCAGAGAUGAAUAUCAAAGCCCCCAAGAUCUCCAUGCCUGACCUUGACUUUAACCUGAAGGGCCCCAAAAUAAAGGGUGAUGUUGAUAUCACUGUGCCCAAAGUUGAGGGUGACCUCCAGGGCCCUGACGUGGACCUCAAAGGACCCAAACUGGACAUCGACACUCCUGAUAUCAAUAUUGAAGGUCCAGAAGGAAAACUGAAGGGGCCUAAGUUUAAAAUGCCAGAGAUGAACAUUAAAGCCCCCAAGAUUUCCAUGCCUGAUUUUGACUUAAGUCUGAAAGGGCCCAAGGUAAAGGGGGAUGUGGACCUUUCACUGCCUAAAGUCGAAGGUGACUUGAAAGGGCCAGAGAUGGACAUUGAAGGUCCAGAAGGAAAGCUUAAAGGACCCAAAUUUAAGAUGCCUGAUGUCCAUUUCAAAACCCCACAAAUCUCCAUGAGUGACAUUGAUUUGAACUUGAAAGGACCUAAGAUAAAAGGAGAUUUGGACACUUCCAUCCCUAAACUAGAAGGAGAUGUGAAAGGCCCAAAAGUGGACAUUAAAGGCCCUAAGCUGGACAUAGACACUCCCGACAUUGACAUUCAUGGUCCAGAAGGGAAGCUGAAGGGCCCCAAGUUUAAAAUGCCUGACCUGCACCUCAAGGCACCCAAGAUCUCCAUGCCUGAGGUUGACCUGAAUCUGAAGGGUCCCAAGGUAAAGGGCGACAUGGACGUUUCUCUGCCUAAGGUGGAAGGUGACCUCAAGGGCCCUGAAGUUGACCUCAAGGGCCCCAAAGUGGACAUUGAUGUUCCCGAUGUGAAUAUUGAAGGUCCAGAUGCAAAACUGAAGGGCCCCAAGUUCAAGAUGCCAGAGAUGAACAUCAAAGCCCCCAAGAUCUCCAUGCCUGACCUUGACCUGAACCUGAAAGGACCCAAAGUGAAGGGUGAUGUGGAUGUUUCUCUGCCUAAAGUGGAAGGUGACCUCAAGGGCCCUGAAGUAGACCUCAAGGGCCCCAAAGUGGACAUUGAUGUCCCAGAUGUGGACGUUCAUGGCCCAGACUGGCACCUGAAGAUGCCCAAGGUGAAAAUGCCCAAGUUCAGCAUGCCUGGCUUCAAAGGGGAGGGCCCAGAAGUGGAUGUGAACCUGCCCAAGGCCAACAUUGACGUCUCAGGACCCAAGGUGGACAUUGAUGUUCCCGAUGUGAAUAUUGAAGGUCCAGAUGCAAAACUGAAGGGCCCCAAGUUCAAGAUGCCAGAGAUGAACAUCAAAGCUCCCAAGAUCUCCAUGCCUGACAUUGACUUAAACCUCAAGGGCCCCAAGGUGAAAGGUGAUGUGGAUGUUUCUCUGCCUAAGGUGGAAGGGGAUCUGAAAGGACCAGAAAUUGAUAUCAAAGGCCCCAAAGUGGACAUUGAUGCUCCUGAUGUGGACGUUCAUGGCCCAGACUGGCACCUGAAGAUGCCCAAGGUGAAAAUGCCCAAGUUCAGCAUGCCUGGCUUCAAAGGCGAGGGCCCAGAAGUGGAUGUGAACCUGCCCAAGGCCGACAUUGACGUCUCAGGACCCAAGGUGGACAUUGAUGUUCCCGAUGUGAAUAUUGAAGGUCCAGAUGCAAAACUGAAGGGCCCCAAGUUCAAGAUGCCAGAGAUGAACAUCAAAGCCCCCAAGAUCUCCAUGCCUGAUGUUGACCUGGAUUUGAAAGGACCCAGAGGCAAAGGAGAUUUUGAUGUGUCUGUCCCUAAGAUUGAAGGGACUUUCAAAGGCCCAGAAGUGGACCUUAAAGGACCAGGCCUGGAUUUUGAAGGCCCUGAUGCCAAACUCAGUGGCCCAAAUGUGAAGAUGCCAUCACUGGAUAUAUCUGCCCCUAAAGUCACUGCUCCUGAUAUCGAUCUGCAUCUCAAGGCACCCCAAAUUGGGGUUUCUGGCCCCAAGUUAGAAGGUGGUGAACUGGACCUCAAGGGACCCAAAGUUGAUUUAGAAGCCCCCAGCUUAGAUGUACAUAUGGAGAGCCCGGAUAUUAACAUUGAGGGGCCAGAUGUGAAAAUUCCCAAAUUUAAGAAGCCCAAGUUUGGAUUUGGGACAAAAAGUCCCAAAGCUGAGUUCAAAUCACCAUCUGUUGAUGUGACAGUUCCUGAGGCAGAGCUGAAUGUCGAGACUCCUGAAAUUAGUGUGGGUGGCAAGGGCAAGAAAAGUAAGUUCAAGAUGCCUAAAAUUCACAUGAGCGGUCCUAAAAUUAAGGCCAAAAAACAAGGAUUUGAUUUGAAUGCUCCUGGGGGUGAAAUUGAUGCCAGUCUCAAGUCUCCUGACCUAGAUGUCCAUGUCGCGGGGCCCGAUGCCACCCUUAAAGCUGACGUGAAAUCUCCCAAGACCAAGAAACCUAUGUUUGGAAAAAUGUACUUCCCAGAUGUAGAAUUUGACAUUAAAUCACCUAAAUUUAAAGCUGAGGCUCCCCUCCCUAGCCCCAAACUAGGGGGUGACAUCCAGGCACCUGAUCUGGACAUUUCUGCACCAGGGGUUCAUGUGGAAGGUCCUGAUGUUAAGCUGAAGGCUCCCAAGUUCAAGGUACCAGGCGUGGAUGUUUCAGGGCCAAAAAUAGAAGGCGACUUGAAAGGCCCCAGGGUGCAGGCAAACUUGGAUGCACCUGACAUCAACCUUGAAGGCCCAGAUGCUACAAUCAAAGCACCGACAUUUGGCAUCUCUGCCCCUCAAGUCUCCGUCCCUGAUGUGAACGUUAGCUUGAAGGGACCAAAGAUAAAGGGUGGUGUCCCCAGUGUGGGACUGGAAGGACCAGACGUAGAUCUGCAAGGUCCAGAUUCGAAAAUUAAGUUCCCCAAGUUUUCGAUGCCCAAGAUCGGCGUCCCUGGUGUGAAAGUGGAGGGUGGGGGAGCCGAGGUGCAGCUGCCCUCUCUCGAAGGAGGCUUGAGCACGCCCGAUGUUAAGCUCGAAGGGCCUGAUGUGUCCCUAAAGGGGCCAAAAGUCGAUUUGCCUUCAGUGAACCUCUCUAUGCCAAAAGUCUCUGGACCUGACCUUGACCUGAACUUGAAAGGACCAAGUUUGAAGGGAGACCUGGAUGCGUCUGUUCCCAGCAUGAAGGUGCACACCCCUGGGUUUGACCUCAGAGGUGUGGGCGGACAGGUGAAGGUGGAAGGUGAUGGGGUGAGAGUGCCUGGACUUGGUGGCACAGCAACGCUUGAGGUUGGUGCGCCAGAUGUGACCCUGAAGGGACCAAGCCUGCAGGGGGACCUGGCCGUCUCUGGUGACAUCAAGUGCCCUAAAGUAUCAGUAGGUGCUCCUGACCUAAGCUUGGAGGCACCUGAAGGUGGUAUUAAACUUCCCAAGAUGAAGCUGCCCCAGUUUGGCAUCUCUGCUCCGGGGUCCGACUUGGACAUCAAUCUCAAGGGGCCACAGGUCACGGGAGAACUAAAGGGGCCCGGCCUGAACCUGAAAGGGCCUCAGCUCUCCGGCCCUCAAAUCUCAGCCCCAGAUGUGGACUUGAACUUGGAAGGACCAAAAGUGAAAGGGAGCCUUGGGGCCACUGGUGAGAUGAAAGGCCCCACCACGGUUGGAGGAAGUCUUCCGGGCAUCAGUGUUCAAGGCCUUGAAGGAAACCUCCAGAUGCCUGGAAUGAAGUCCUCCGGAUGUGAGGUGGAGCUGCCGGGUGUGAAUGUGAAACUCCCAGCCGGGCAAAUUUCUGGUCCUGAAAUCAAAGGCGAUCUGAAAGGCUCAGGAAUAGGUUUCCAUGGAGCCGCCCCCGACAUCGGCAUGAAAGGGCCUUCUUUUAACGUGGCAUCUCCUGAGUCAGGUUUUGGUGUCCUCUUGAAGGGCCCGAAGAUCAAAGGAGGUGCGGAUGUUUCAGGGGGUGUCAGCGCCACAGAUAUCAGCCUGGGCGAAGGGCACGUGAGCGUCAAAGGUCCCGAGGGUGAGUGGAAGGGACCUCAGGUCUCCUCUGCUCUCCACUUGGAUGCACCUGCCUUUGCUGGAGGACUUCAUUUCUCAGGACCAAAGGGAGAAGGAGGCCAGAUUGGACUUCAGGGUCCCGGGCUGAGCGUGUCUGGGCCUCAGGGUCACUUGGAAAGUGGAUCUGGAAAAGUAACAUUCCCCAAGAUGAAGAUUCCCAAGUUCACCUUCUCUGGCCGCGAGCUGGUUGGCCGAGAGGUCGGGGUGGAUAUCAACUUCCCUAAAGCAGAGGCCAGCGCCCAGUCUGGUGCCGGAGAUGGCGAGGGCGAAGAGUCAGAUGUGAAGCUGAAAAAGGCCAAAAUCAAGAUGCCCAAGUUCAAUUUUUCCAAACCUAAAGGGAAAAGUGGUGUCACUGGCUCACCAGAAGCAUCCAUUGCGGGCUCCAAAGGUGACCUGAAGAGCUCCAAGGCCAGCCUAGGCUCUCUGGAAGGAGAGGCAGAGGGUGAAACAUCUUCGCCCAAAGGCAAAUUCUCCUUGUUCAAAAGCAAGAAGCCGCGGCACCGCUCAAAUUCCUUCAGCGACGAGAGGGAGCUCUCUGAGCCUUCCACCCCGACGGGGACUUUGGAGUUUGAAGGUGGCGAAGUGUCGCUGGAAGGCGGGAAAGCCAAAGCGAAGCACACGAAGCUGAAAUUUGGUACCUUUGGUGGGUUGGGGUCAAAGAGCAAAGGUCAUUAUGAGGUGACUGGGAGCGAUGAUGAGGCAGGCAAGGUGCAGGGGAGUGGCGUGUCCCUGGCCUCUAAGAAGUCCCGACUGUCGUCAUCGUCCAGCAACGACAGUGGGACCAAGGUGGGCAUCCAGCUUCCUGAGGUGGAGCUGACAGUUUCCACAAAGAAAGAGUAGCACGCUUGUGCGUGUGUGUGUGUACAUAUCUGUAUAAAAAUACAUCAGCCUUGGGUGUGUUUGUAUAUAAACUCCAAAGAGAAACACGCCGACAGCCUCAGCAAUAAUGCGAAGAUCGGGCCUCUGCCAGGGGCAAGCGCUGAAAAGCCAACCGACCGUCUUUAGGCUCCUCCUGGAGCUUUACAGAUAGGGAAGGGGUUCCAGGAUCUUUGUCCAGCCCGUGUGCAAAGUCAACAGUAUUUGCCUUAAGUUUUUUUGGUGGUUUUUUUUUUUUUGCAUUGAACGCUGAGAGCUCCUGUUUACUAAGCAAGCUUUUGUGUUUAUUAUUCUCAUUUUUACUGAAACUUGUUAGUGUUGGGGUCAUGGAAACCCACGUUUUCAUUGUAAUGACUUUUGGGGCUUUUGUUAGGAAGGGUGGGGUGGGGUAGAAGGCAGUCGAGGGGGGGCAUCCAGACCCCCCAUUUCUUCUACACGUGGAUCUGUUCAAACAGCAAACACCCCCAGCUGGCUGAGAGCAGGCAGCAGGCAAGGCGGGUGGGUGUUUCCAGAACUCUAGCAGAGCCUGUUUCCCCCCCACCCCCCCCGGGGGGGGGGGUCCCAACCUGUUUGGUGCUCACGGUGAGAGGGAGUUUGAAUCUGUUUGCAAAGUAGCCAACCCCCCAGCUCAACACACGGCCUUCCGUUCUGUGUGUUGUAAGAGAAAUGUUUUGUCAUCGCCACGUUCCUGAUAAUUAGUUCUGAUUUCUUUUUAACAAAUGUUAUGAUGAUUAAGGCAAUUUCCAGCACUUUAAUGGCAAAUUAAUUGAGAAUGUAAGACAAUUGAUGCUGUCAAGGGCAAAUAAAGCUGUUUAUUAACCCCGA
Messenger RNA from Phacochoerus africanus (Common warthog), 19356 nucleotides. RefSeq names its product AHNAK nucleoprotein (gene AHNAK). The record is from RefSeq and is a predicted model, not a curated record. The transcript is spliced from 6 exons. Gene Ontology annotation, molecular function: protein binding. Bases 265 to 18495 code for a protein of 6076 amino acids. Gene Ontology annotation, biological process: regulation of RNA splicing. Lineage: Eukaryota; Metazoa; Chordata; Mammalia; Artiodactyla; Suidae. Gene Ontology annotation, cellular component: nucleus; cytoplasm; costamere.